This is a messenger RNA of Kickxella alabastrina, 866 nucleotides long. Its product is annotated as peptidyl-prolyl cis-trans isomerase-like 3. Gene Ontology annotation, cellular component: catalytic step 2 spliceosome. Gene Ontology annotation, molecular function: peptidyl-prolyl cis-trans isomerase activity. The record is from RefSeq and is a predicted model, not a curated record. Gene Ontology annotation, biological process: protein peptidyl-prolyl isomerization. The transcript has a single exon. Lineage: Eukaryota; Fungi; Kickxellomycota; Kickxellomycetes; Kickxellales; Kickxellaceae. Bases 140 to 640 code for a protein of 166 amino acids.
UCUGGACUUUCUGAUUUUUAGGCUAAAAAAACUGCAAAAAUCAAAUUUUGAAAAUCCCCCGCUUAAAAAUCUGGACCUUCACUAUAAAUGUCUGGAAAUUCCAAACCCCAUUUCAAUUAGUCUAAUACACACACUUUCCAUGUCCGUCACGCUGCAUACCGAUGUUGGCGACCUGAAGCUCGAGAUAUUCUGCGACGAAGUGCCCAAGGCCGCCGAGAACUUUCUUGCGCUAUGCGCCAGCAACUACUACGACGACUCUCUGAUCCACCGCAACAUUGCCGGCUUCAUCGUGCAAAUGGGCGACCCAACAAGCACUGGAAAAGGUGGUACAUCGAUCUGGGGCCGCAAGUUCGAAGACGAAAUCAGCCCGACGCUCAAACAUGACCGCCGCGGCACCGUCAGCAUGGCAAGCUCUGGACCGAACACCAACGGCUCGCAGUUCUUUAUUACUUAUGACCGCCAGCCCAGCUUGGACACCAAGUAUACGGUUUUUGGCCGCGUCAUCGAUGGGUGCGACAGUACGUUGGCGGCGCUGGAGAGGGUCAAGGUUGGGAAGAAGAAUAGGCCGGUGGAAGAGGUUCGGCUGAAGUCUGCUACUAUACACGCGAAUCCGCUGGCUGACCCCAACUGCGUUCAGUGAAAGAAAAGCGAAUAGCCGCCUUUUUUGGUCAAAGAGGCCAAGGCUAAAGCAUAAAAGAAGCUUGUAUGCGUGUAAAAACAAAGUCAAAGUUUUUGCGCGUUAUUUCUAUCAAGCACCUAUUUUUUUUACAUUCUUUGAAUGAUUUUUUCUUUUUGAUUUUUUCUCCCUUUUUAGAAUUUUGAACUUUAAAAUAAAUUCCGGGUGUCAAAGUUCAUACUUUUCUUGU